AUGCCCUUCAUCCCGAUCGCGGAUGUCAAGGCGGAAGCGCUCAAGUCGCGCACUGCAGAACUCUCGUGUGCAUCACUGGGAGGUCACGUCCUUUCAUUUUCCGACGAAUGGUUCGCCGAAGCGACCAAUCUCAUUAAACCUGGUCCUGCUGAGUCCUUGGAGGGCCAGUUUGGUCCGAACGGCGCCUUGUAUGAUGGCUGGGAAACACGACGUCAUAACCCUACGUACGAUUGGGUCAUAUUGCGGUUGGGGCCCAACGGCGGCAGCUACAUUGCCGGCUUCGAUGUGGAUACAAGCACAUUCAAUGGCAACGAAGCGCCGACCGUUGAGAUUUACGGCGCUAACACGGAGGAUGCUUCCCUGGCGUCGGAUGAUCAACGUUGGGAGCUACUUCUUCCCCAAACCCCUUGCGGACCUGCUGCCCAUCAUUGGUUUGAGCAGGACGACGGCCAAGUCACAUCGAAGAGCUACACUCACAUCAAGCUGCAUAUGAUCCCUGAUGGUGGUAUCUCACGGUUCCGUGUGUUUGGCACUGUGAACACGCCAUCGGUGGGGCAUGCAGUGAGUGAGGUGACUGCGGAUGACAAACCGGAACUCAACACACUCGAUUUAGCCCAUGUCCUUAACGGCGGCCGUGUUGUUUUCACCAAUGACCAGCACUUUGGCGUGGGAUCGAACCUUAUUCUCCCAGGCCGAGGAAAGGAUAUGGGUGAUGGAUGGGAGACCAAGCGAUCGCGUGUGCCCAACCACCGCGAUUGGGUCGUGAUUGAAUUGGCUGAACCAGGUGUUUUGGACCGCAUCGAAGUGGAUACACUGCACUUCCUAGGCAAUUUCCCGGAGAGUUUCCAGCUUUGUGGCUGCGAUUAUAGUGGCAAGGACCUGGUCCCCCCUGCGCACGACGAGCUAGAGUCCAAGCAAUGGCAUCCAAUUGUGAGUCGCAGCAAGCUGGGACCGGGCCGUAUUCAUGCUUUUGACGUGCUGGAUGAUGCCAAGAAGCGUGUCACUACGCAUGUCCGUCUCACGAUUUUCCCUGAUGGAGGUAUCAAGCGUCUCCGUGUCAUAGGCCGCCGUGUGCGUGCCUUGCAAAAGGCAGGUAUUGACAUUUCGUCCGCUUCAGCGUUGGCCGCCCUCCCUGCCUGCGCGUUGCCUUCGACUACCAGCACACAGCCUGUCAUUCGUGAAGCUGAUGAACUCUCGCCACAGUCCUUUGCAGCGUAUGGCCAAGUACUCUUUGUCCCGGAUGCCGAGACCAUUCCCCCUGGUGGCGUGAAAACAGUGAAUCAAGGCACUGCGAAAAAGUACUGCGAGCUUGCGCAUGUAGUCAAUGCGUAUCCGUCCAGUGAGAACAUCAACACGAACAUUCAUGUGUAUGUGAGCACUCCACGGGCGCCUCGUACGUCGCUUCUGCCUUUCCCUGUGAGUGUGCUGGAGCGACACCAGUACACUACGCAGUUGUUCUUCCCGAUUUCGAGUCCGAAUGGCGCUCGUGCAUCGGGUCAAGAGGGCUACCUUGUCAUUGUAGCAUUGCCAGGCAACGAUGGACAGCCUGACCUCCAGACACUCAAGGCGUUCUGGACCGAGUCUGAUCAGGGCAUUUCGUACCAUCCAGGUGUAUGGCACCAUCCUUUGGUCGCUACAGGCACUACUCCUACAUCAUUCGUGUGCGUUGUAAAUGAAUGUGCAUCACAGCCCAAGUUGGACUUGGACGAAGUAUUUUAUCACUGA
This is a messenger RNA of Malassezia pachydermatis, 1725 nucleotides long. Its product is annotated as allantoicase. The coding region runs from base 1 to 1725 and encodes 574 amino acids. The record is from RefSeq and is a predicted model, not a curated record. Gene Ontology annotation, biological process: allantoin catabolic process. NCBI's taxonomy places the organism in Eukaryota, Fungi, Basidiomycota, Malasseziomycetes, Malasseziales, Malasseziaceae. The transcript has 4 exons. Gene Ontology annotation, molecular function: ureidoglycolate lyase activity; ureidoglycolate hydrolase activity; allantoicase activity.